Molecule: messenger RNA, 3104 nt
Organism: Rhineura floridana
Lineage: Eukaryota; Metazoa; Chordata; Lepidosauria; Squamata; Rhineuridae
Product: guanylate-binding protein 1-like
Exons: 11
Coding region: 329-2239 (636 amino acids)
Molecular function (GO): GTP binding; GTPase activity
Source: RefSeq, a predicted model, not a curated record
GCGGACGGCUUUUCCAAACCCUGGACAGCUGUGCAAUUUCUGAGGGUGUUUUUUAAAUAUAUAUGUACUCUCCGAUAAAAGAGGCAGGGUUGGGCUUCUUCUGUCUUCGGGAUCUCCCGUCGCCUCUGCCAAGGACGUCCAGCCAGGCUCGCUCUCCUUCCUGGUCUCUCUGCUCUUCUGCAAGAGAGAGCCCCCCGCGAUCACGCUGCCGAAGAAGCCCGGCGGAGAGCGGGGAAGAACUCUUUCCAAAUCGCCCAGACCUUAAGAACGUCGAACUUUAGGAUCCUCCUCAUCCUCCAGGGCAAAAAGACCCUCCUUCUUUGGCACGAUGGCUUCGGAGCAGGUCCACAUGGCAGCUCCCAUCUGCUUGAUUGAGAACAGACUCGAUGGGAAGCUUGUGGUGAACCGGAAGGCUGCGGAGGUGCUUGCAGGGGUCCGCCAGCCGGUGGUGGUGGUGGCCAUUGUGGGGCUGUACCGCACCGGCAAGUCCUACCUCAUGAACAGGCUGGCUGGCAAGAGAAAAGGUUUCUGUUUGGGUGCCACAGUACAGGCAUUAACCAAGGGCAUCUGGAUGUGGUGCCUCCCUCAUCCCUGCAGGCCUGAUGUCACACUGGUGUUGCUCGACACAGAGGGGUUGAGUGAUGUGGAGAAGGGAAGCACACAGAAUGAUUCAUGGAUCUUUGCACUGGCCAUUCUGCUCAGCAGCACCCUGGUGUAUAACAGUAUGGGCACCAUCGACCAACAUGCCUUGGAGAAGCUGCACUACGUUACAGAGCUGACAAAAAAUAUUAAAGCGAAAGCUUCCUCUGUGUAUUGCCAAGAGGAGGAGAAUUCUGCCGAAUUUGUCCGUUUCUUCCCAGACUUCAUCUGGGCGGUGCGGGAUUUCACACUACAGCUGGAGAUAGAAGGACGCAUUGUCAGUGAUGAUGGGUACCUGGAGAAUGCCUUGAAACUGCAGCAAGGUGAUAGUGAGGAAAUCCAGACGCGCAACAUGCCCAGGUCAUGUAUUCGCAACUUCUUUCCUUCGCGGAAAUGUUUCACGUUUGACCGUCCAGCGGGCAGGAAGAAGUUGUCUCGGCUGGAGGAGCUAGAAGACGAUGAUUUGGAGGAAGAUUUCUUGGAACCAGUGGCUCGUUUCUGCCAACACAUCUGGGAGAUGUCUCGAUCUAAGACGGUCCCAGGAGGUCGAGUUGUAACUGGAAGAAUGCUUGAGAACCUGAUGAAGACCUAUGUCGAUGCUAUCAACAGUGGGGAUGUGCCCUGCUUGGAGAAUGCAGUGCUGGCCCUGUCUGAGAUUGAGAACUCAGCUGCUGUGCAUGAGGCCAUUUACUUCUAUGAAGAACUGAUGGGGCAGCGGUUGAUGCUGCCUACGGGCACUGUUGAAGAGCUGCUGAUGGUGCAUGCUGACUGUGCGAAGGAGGCCACUGGCAUCUUCAUGGCCCGUGCCUUUGGCAACAUGCAGGUUAAAAAAUUUCAAGAGGAUCUUGAGCAUAAGCUGAAGCAGAAAAAAGAGGAGUUCUGCAAGAGGAACGAGCAAGUGUCCUUUGACCGCUGCCAGGCUGUGCUGAUGGAUCUUUCCCGGGAGCUGGAAGAUGGGAUCCCCAAGGGAAUUUAUUCUGUCCCUGGUGGCUACCAGCUUUAUCUGGGGAAACAGAAUGAAAUUGAGGAGAAAUACGGUUUGGUACCUGAGAAAGGAAUUCAGGCAGACAAAGCUCUUGAAGAGUUCCUGAAAUCCAAGGAGACAGUGGCAAGAUCUAUCCUUCAGAUGGACAAGACCCUGACUGACAAAGAGAAGGAAAUUGAAGCCCAGCAUGCUCAGGCUGAAGCAGCCCAACUGCAGCAGAAGCUGUUGGAGCAGGAACAGGCCAACCUGAAACAAAUGAUGGAGGAUGAAAAGCGUAGCCAUGCUGAGCAGGUCCAGCUGCUGAAGGAGAAGAUGGAGGAAGAGAGGAGGCUGAUGGAAGAGGAAACGGAAAGGAUGAUACAGCAUAAACUCAAGGAACAAGAGGAACUGCUGAAAGAGGGAUUUCAGCAGAAAGCCAGUAAGAUGGAAAGUGAAAUCCAGCAUCUCAAGGAAGAAAAGAAAGACUCAGUCUCUGCACGUGUGUUAUCUAUAGUAGAAAAAGUGAUCCCUCCUGUUUUAUCUAUGGCCUCGCAGGCUCUUCAGUAUAACAUGCUUUCCAAUGUUGUAAACCCACCAAAGAGUGCAAGGAGUCGACCAAAGAGUUCAAAGAAAUAGUUCCAACAUGGGAAGAAUUAGGUUUCAGGGUUGCAUUUGUGUGUAUUCUUAGACAUGCUUAAACAAAUAAGGAACAGUGAGAGUUGCAUCUGUGUCUCUGCCACUGACAUUUACUUAGGAUGAAGAUAAACACAGAAUUAUAAGGAGUUACCACGGUUGAGGUUUAGGAAUAUUGGCUUACCUGAGACCCCCUUGCAGUACAAGCCUGUCUACCUUUCUCCUGGGUCUGCAAAAGAAGAGAUGUAUCAGGUCAGCCAUGAUUCUUGACCUUCAUGCUUCAGGUGACUGCUUGAGUGCAAAUGGAGACGAACUCCCGACGGCUGUGGUCUUGCACUUGUGAAGAUCUCUACCAAGCUCUAUGUGAAGGCGGUGAGGGCAGCGAAGAAGCAGUACUUUGCUGCCUCUAUUCAGUCAUCUUCUAACCGCCCAGCGGAACUUUAUAAGGUUGUUCGGGGACUUUUACACUCUGGUCCUCAGAACGCAAUAAUACCAUCAAUAGCCCGCUGUAAUGAGUUUGCGAGACACUUCCAAGAUAAGAUCACAAACAUCCGCCGGGACCUUGACUCCAAUAUUGUAGCAGUUGAGCCUAAUGAGGUGUCCAGAGCACAGUCCUGUCCUGUUUUAUUGGAUGAAUUUCAGUUGGUUCAGCUCGAGGACGUGGACAAGGUGCUUGGACAGGUGCGGGCGACCACUUCUGCUCUGGAUCCUUGCCCCUCAUGGCUAAUAAAAGCUAGCAGGAACGGAACAGCCGGAUGGGCCAAGGAGGUGAUCAAUGCCUCUUUACGAGAGGGAGUGGUACCACCCUGCCUGAAACAGGCGGUGGUGAGACCGCUCCUAAAGAAACCCUCCUUGGACCCUGAAAAUC